AUGACCACUGAUUCUUUGGCUUUAGACCAUGUUCUAGGGGACGUAGUGGAGCCAUUUCGUAGGACGGUUUCUCUUAGGAUCUUCUACAGUAACAGGACAAUGGUUAAUGGCAUGGACCUUCGACCGUCGGCCGUCGCGAUCAAACCUAGGGUUGAGAUCGGCGGCGCCGGCUUCCGAGUGUCUUACACACUAGUGAUGGUGGAUCCUGAUGCCCCGAACCCCAGCAGUCCCACACUGAGGGAGUACUUGCACUGGAUGGUGACUGAUAUUCCCGCAACAACAGAUGCAAGCUUUGGCCGGGAGAUUGUGCGCUACGAGAGCCCACAGCCGGCGAUGGGGAUCCACAGGCUCGCAUUCGUGCUCUACCAGCAGCGCAGUCGCCAGAUGGCUUUCGUCCCUCUGAUGCGCGAAAACUUCUGCACGAGCAACUUCGCACACCAGCAUAACUUGGGCUCGCCUGUCGCGGCUGCGUACUUCAACUGCCAGAGGGAGUCGGGCUCCGGCGGUAGGAGGUUUCGGCAAGCGAAGUAAGCAACGAGUAAGCGUGAGAUAGAGUGGAAAAUAUUUCGUCUACUUAACGUACGAAUUUCUAUACGUAUGGUGAGAAGAGGAUGCGUACGUAGUAAGGUCAUUAUUAUAAGCAAAAUAUGUACUGUUUUUAUAUAUGUUUGAUGAGAUCCAUGAUCUGUUCCAUUAGAGGAGCAUUUUAUAUAUGUUUUUAUACAUGUAUUAGUUACCGUUGGUGGCCAUGACGAUGUGACGAAGCGUGUAAUUAUUAUGAUGAUUUAUAUUUGGCU
Ananas comosus (pineapple) is the source of this 797-nucleotide messenger RNA. RefSeq names its product protein HEADING DATE 3A-like. Bases 1 to 531 code for a protein of 176 amino acids. NCBI's taxonomy places the organism in Eukaryota, Viridiplantae, Streptophyta, Magnoliopsida, Poales, Bromeliaceae. The transcript has 5 exons. The record is from RefSeq and is a predicted model, not a curated record.